GUAAAAAUGGCCACCUGGACCUGUUUGUUCGUUUCCUUCAUGGCCUCUCUCUGGAGUCCAACCAGAGACUCUUAGGAGGCCUGCUGGGUCGGACAGACAACAGUCCAGGAAUCAUCCAGAGAGCCAUCAACAACCUGAAGAAGAUGAACAGUAAUAAGAUCUCUCCUGACAGAAGCAUCAACAUCUUCCACUGUCUGACGGAGAUGAACGACCACUCAGUACAUCAGGAGAUUCAAGAGUUCCUGAAGUCAGAGAACAGAUCAAAGAAGAAACUCUCUGUGAUCCACUGCUCAGCUCUGGCCUACAUGCUGCAGAUGUCAGAGGAGGUUCUGUAUAAGUUGGACCUGAAGAAGUACAACACAUCAGAGGAGGGACGACAGAGACUGAUUCCUGCUGUGAGGAACUGCAGAAAGGCUCGACUUUGUGGCUGUCGACUCUCAGCGACUCACUGUGACGUUGUGGCCUCAGCUCUGAAGUCCAACCCCUCCCAUCUGAUACAGCUGGACCUGAGUAACAACGAGCUGCAGGAUUCAGGAGUGAAGCGGCUGUCUGCUGGACUGGAGAGUCCACACUGUAAACUGAAGACUCUGAGAUUGAGUCACUGCAGUUUGUCAGAGAUCAGCUGUGCUUCUCUGGCCUCAGCUCUGAAGUCCAACCCCUCCCAUCUGAGAGUGCUGGAUCUGAGUAACAACGAGCUGCAGGAUUCAGGAGUGAAGCUGCUGUGUGGUUUUCUGGAGAGUCCACACUGUAGACUGGAUACUCUGAGCUGAUUGGGUAACACCUGUGACACGCCCACCAAACAGAAGAAAACAUACCUAGAAGCCCUUUGGAGAACAUUGCAAGAAAACAUGUCGUUCAAUCCGAAAACAUUGCAAGAGGUUUUGAGAUUGAACUCGCUCCAGGCUGUUGUUGUUGCUAUGCGGUACAGAACGACUGAGUGUUGCUGUGCCGUUGCUGUACGGAGCAAAAUACCAUACAUGGAACACCGGCUUUGUAUGUCGUAGACCGUAAAGGAGUGUUCAUAAUAGGAGGAAAUCAUUUCUUUGAAAUACUUAACCUCAUUCCUGCUUUUCUCAUUUAGGGGAAUCCGCGUUCUCACAUUUUCUGAUGGUGUGUCAAGCAAGUCAGA
Molecule: messenger RNA, 1129 nt
Organism: Micropterus dolomieu (smallmouth bass)
Lineage: Eukaryota; Metazoa; Chordata; Actinopteri; Centrarchiformes; Centrarchidae
Product: ribonuclease inhibitor-like
Exons: 4
Coding region: 144-770 (208 amino acids)
Molecular function (GO): protein binding
Source: RefSeq, a predicted model, not a curated record